Cryptomeria japonica (Japanese cedar) is the source of this 961-nucleotide messenger RNA. Its product is annotated as glutathione S-transferase U7. Gene Ontology annotation, biological process: glutathione metabolic process. The transcript has 2 exons. Gene Ontology annotation, cellular component: cytoplasm. Gene Ontology annotation, molecular function: glutathione transferase activity. Bases 105 to 773 code for a protein of 222 amino acids. The record is from RefSeq and is a predicted model, not a curated record. NCBI's taxonomy places the organism in Eukaryota, Viridiplantae, Streptophyta, Pinopsida, Cupressales, Cupressaceae.
GUGGAGAAUCCAAAGGCGGAAGUCAUCGACUUUAAAGGGAGGGGUCGUCAAGAUAUUUCAUAAGGCUACUGGUCCAGAGAAAACCCAACCAGGGAUUCUCCAACAUGGAAGAAGAAGUAAAGGUUUUGGGAUUGUGGGCAAGUCCAUUUUCUGUCAGAGUACAAAUAGCACUCGAUCUCAAGGGCAUCAAUCAUACCCUUUAUGAGGAAGAUUUGAUCAACAAAAGCCAACUACUCUUGCAAUCUAAUCCAGUUCACAAGAAGAUUCCAGUGCUUAUUCAUAAUGGAAAAGCAAUCUCUGAGUCCCUCAUAAUCCUUCAAUACAUAGACGAGACAUGGCCUGUUGUUCCCCUCCUACCCAAACACCCAUAUGAACGAGUCGUUGCUCUCUUUUGGGCUGCAUUCAUUGAUGAUAAGUUUUCUCCUAAUCUUAGAGAUAUACACAGAACACAAGGGGAGAAGCAGGAGAAGAGCAUAAAAGAGACAAUGGCAAACAUGUUAGUUUUGGAAGAAGCUCUAAAGGAGAGGCCAUUCUUUGGAGGGGAAUCAGUUGGGUAUGUUGAUAUUGUGUUGGGCUGCCUAGCUAUUUGGAUUCAAGUUUGUGAAGAAAUUGGAGGAGUAAAAUUGAUAGAUCCUCACAGCACUCCUUUCCUCCAUGUUUGGUUUGAGCGCUUCCGCAAUCUUAAUUGUGUUAAGAAAUGGCUGCCGGAUUUUGAUAAACUUCUUUCCUACGGAUACAUGUUCCGCAAUUAUUUUCUUCAACAGGCGAACUGAUAAACUUUCUUUAAUCCAAAGAGGCAAUCAAAGAGAAAAUAAUGCAAUGGGUAUGUGUCAGUGGUUGAUCAUUGUUGGUAAUCGUGGCAUUUAUUAGCAUUCCCGUUUCAUUUAAAUAAACAAAGACCAUUUCUUUUUUAUGUGGAUGUUACUAUAAAUUAUAAUAUCAAAAGCGUAUGGUUUGACUA